Molecule: messenger RNA, 1578 nt
Organism: Impatiens glandulifera
Lineage: Eukaryota; Viridiplantae; Streptophyta; Magnoliopsida; Ericales; Balsaminaceae
Product: probable polyamine transporter At3g13620
Exons: 1
Coding region: 49-1488 (479 amino acids)
Biological process (GO): transmembrane transport
Cellular component (GO): membrane
Molecular function (GO): transmembrane transporter activity
Source: RefSeq, a predicted model, not a curated record
CCACUCACGUAGAGAAAGAAACUUCAUCAAAAACACAAUUCCUAUUGCAUGGAAGGAACCUUUAGCUUCUAUCCAUGUCCAUCGCCGCCGUCUCCUUUACUCAUCAAAGGGGAAGAGGACGUAGAACAACUACUCACUGCUCCUUCUUCCAACGCCGGAGAUGGAACGUCCAAAAAUAAACUUCCCCUCCUUCCCCUCAUAUUCCUAAUCUAUUUCGAAGUCGCAGGGGGUCCCUACGGAGAGGAAUCAGCUGUUGGAGCAGCGGGUCCUCUUUACGCGAUCAUCGGAUUCCUGGUUUUCCCUUUCAUUUGGAGCAUACCGGAAGCUCUAAUCACAGCGGAGCUCGCCACAACUUUCCCUGGAAACGGAGGAUUUGUUAUAUGGGCUCAUAAGGCUUUCGGUCCUUUUUGGGGAUCUAUGAUGGGUUCUUGGAAAUUGCUUAGUGGUGUGAUUAAUUUGGCUUCUUACCCUGUUUUAUGUGUUGAUUAUCUUAAACUUCUUUUUCCUAUUUUCUCUUCUGGUUUACCUCGUUAUAUCGCCAUCUUCACAUCUACUCUGCUUCUGUCGUUCCUUAAUUACACUGGUUUAUCGAUCGUUGGGUAUGCUGCUGUUGGCUUAGGUUUGAUUUCAUUAUCUCCAUUCUUUCUUCUGGUUGGGAUUUCAAUACCCAUUAUUGAACCUAGUAGAUGGCUGAGUUUAGGGAAUGAAAAGAAAAAUUGGCCUUUGUUCUUCAAUACCCUGUUCUGGAAUUUGAAUUCCUGGGAUAACGUAAGUACUUUAGCAGGUGAAGUUGAGAAUCCACAAAAGACAUUCCCAAAAGCACUUUUCUCAGCUGGAUUUCUCACCUGUUUAGCUUACUUGUUUCCUCUAUUGGCUACAACCGGCGCCACUCCACUUAAUCAGUCCAAUUGGACUGAGGGUUAUUUCGCAGACUUAGCUGAAAUGAUCGCAGGAAAAUGGUUGAAGUAUUGGAUAGAAAUCGGCUCUGUUUUGUCAGUGAUCGGACUAUAUGAAGCUCAAUUGACUAGUUGUGCUUAUCAGAUUCUUGGAAUGUCGGAAAUUGGUGUUCUUCCUAUGAUAUGUGGGGUUAGAUCCGAUUGGUUUGAUACGCCGUGGGUCGGGAUAUUGUUUCCAACCUUCGUGGCUAUGGGAGUUUCUUGUCUCGGUUUCGUAUCGAUUAUAUCGGUGGUGAAUUUCUUGUAUGGUUUGGGAAUGCUGUUGGAAUUUUUGUCAUUUCUUUGGUUGAGAAAAAAGAUGCCGUUCUUGAUUAGACCUUAUAAAAUUCCAAUGGGAUUGCCUGCAUUGAUCAUUAUGUGUUUAAUACCAUCGAUUUUCUUAGUCUAUUUGAUGUCGAUUGGUACACAUAUUGUUUAUUUGAUGAGCGGUUCGAUGACGUUACUCGGGCUUGCUUGGUACUUCUUGAUGAAUUUGUGCAAAUCGAAGAAGUGGUUGGAGUUCAACUAUGAAUAUAAUGAAGAAGACAAUUGAUUUCAAUUUUUUUUAAUGCUCUAUUCAAUUUCAUAUGAAGAAUGUUAAUAUAUGAAUGUUACCUUUUAUAAGAAAAAUUCUUAUAAGUCU